AUGGCGUUGGCGGCUCUGGCUGCGGUGGAGCCGACCUGCGCCGUCGGGUACCAGCAGUUGCAGAAUGUGGAAGAGCCUGCACAGCUGGAACAGGCUGCAUGUGAUGCUCCUCCUCCUUACAGCAGCAUCUCCCCAGAGAGUGCAGUAGUGUAUUUUGACUACAAAGACGAGUCUGGGUAUCCAAAGCCCCCAUCUUACAAUGUGGCUACCACACUGCCCAGCUAUGAUGAAGCUGAGAGAACCAAAGCUGAAGCUACUGUUCCUUUGGUUCCUGGAAGAGAUGAGGAUUUUGUGGGUCGGGAUGAUUUUGAUGAUGCUGACCAGCUGAGGAUAGGAAACGAUGGGAUUUUUAUGUUAACUUUUUUCAUGGCAUUCCUCUUUAACUGGAUUGGGUUUUUCCUGUCUUUUUGCCUGACCACUUCAGCGGCAGGAAGGUAUGGGGCCAUUUCAGGAUUUGGUCUCUCCCUAAUUAAGUGGAUCUUGAUUGUCAGGUUUUCCACUUAUUUCCCUGGAUACUUUGAUGGUCAGUAUUGGCUCUGGUGGGUGUUCCUGGUUUUAGGCUUCCUCCUGUUUCUCAGAGGAUUUAUCAAUUAUGCAAAGGUUCGGCAGAUGCCAGAAACUUUCUCAAAUCUCCCCAGGACCAGAGUUCUCUUUAUUUAUUAA
Messenger RNA from Pipistrellus nathusii (Nathusius's pipistrelle), 663 nucleotides. The record is from the annotation of a GenBank genome assembly. Lineage: Eukaryota; Metazoa; Chordata; Mammalia; Chiroptera; Vespertilionidae.